Ricinus communis (castor bean) is the source of this 1715-nucleotide messenger RNA. Its product is annotated as 5-methylthioadenosine/S-adenosylhomocysteine deaminase. Gene Ontology annotation, molecular function: hydrolase activity, acting on carbon-nitrogen (but not peptide) bonds. The transcript has 10 exons. The record is from RefSeq and is a predicted model, not a curated record. NCBI's taxonomy places the organism in Eukaryota, Viridiplantae, Streptophyta, Magnoliopsida, Malpighiales, Euphorbiaceae. The coding region runs from base 71 to 1486 and encodes 471 amino acids.
GUCAAAACUUUGACUCACUGUCAUUUGGAGCAGUGCGUGCAGCAAAGUACUGUCUACGGAGUAAAGCAGAAUGGCGACGAAGACAAGCAGCUCAGUCUUGAUAAUACUCCAUAAUGCGGCGAUUGUUACGAUGGACGCUGAAUCUCGAGUUUUUAGAAACGGCGGCGUCUUUAUCGAACAAGAUAAAAUCAAAGCGAUUGGUCAAUCCUCCGAUAUUCUCGGCGAAUACUCCACAAUCGCAGAUCAUAUUAUCAACCUCCACGGCCAGUUUUUGCUUCCUGGAUUCGUUAACACGCAUGUUCACACUUCGCAACAGCUAGGUAGAGGGAUAGCUGAUGACGUGGAUUUGAUGACGUGGCUGCACCGUAGAAUCUGGCCUUAUGAAUCUAAUAUGACUGAGCUUGAUUCUUAUAUUUCCACCUUACUUUGUGGAAUUGAACUCAUCCAUUCUGGUGUUACUUGUUUUGCUGAGGCGGGAGGGCAACAUGUAUCUGGAAUGGCUAAAGCAGCUGAGGAAUUAGGAUUACGAGCUUGUUUAACUCAGUCAGUUAUGGAUUCUGGUGAAGGUUUACCACCAUCUUGGGCCAGUCGAACUACAGAUGAUUGUAUUCAGUCUCAAAAGGAGCUUUACGAGAAGUAUCAUAAUACAGCAGAGGGGCGCAUUAGGGUAUGGUUUGGAAUCAGGCAAAUUAUGAAUUCAACUGAUCGUCUAUUACUUGAAACAAGAGAUAUAGCUAGGGAACUGAAUACUGGAAUCCAUAUGCAUGUUUCAGAAAUAGCUUAUGAGAAUCAAGUUGUGAUGGAUACACGAAAAGUGGAACAUGGAACUGUUACAUUCCUGGAUAAGAUAGAUUUUUUGCAAAAGAACUUACUUGCUGCUCACACAGUUUGGGUCAACAAUGCCGAGAUUGGUCUUCUUUCAAGAGCUGGGGUCAAAGUAUCUCACUGUCCUGCUUCUGCAAUGCGAAUGCUUGGAUUUGCACCUAUUAAGGAGAUGCUUGAUUCCAGCAUUUGUGUCUCUGUGGGAACUGAUGGUGCACCAUCAAAUAAUAGAAUGAGCAUGGUGGAUGAAAUGUAUCUGGCUUCUUUGAUGAAUAAAGGAAGAGAAGUUUUUACAAAUGGAACAACUAAUCCUACAGUUCUCCCAGCUGAAACUGUUCUCAAGAUGGUCACUAUAAAUGGUGCGAAAACAGUACUCUGGGAUGAUGAAAUUGGAUCAAUUGAGGUUGGGAAAAAGGCGGACUUGAUCGUGAUCAAUCCUAGUACAUGGUCUAUGGUUCCUGUUCAUGACUGCAUUUCAGGCCUUGUUUACUGCAUGCGCACUGAGAAUAUUGUGUCCAUAAUGUGCAAUGGCAAGUGGAUUAUGAAGGACAAGAAGAUUUUGAAUGUGGAUGAGGAAAAAGUACUUUCAAUGGCAAAGGAAGCGUCUAGUGAACUUCUGAAGAGGGCUGGUAUUAGCAUCCCAAACAGAAUGAAUAUCAUCUAAUCCUCUGUAACUUCUGAAGAGGGCUUCGUUCUUUUUCCCCUUCUCAGUGUCUGUAGAAAGAGUGCAUAUAUCUUUCAUGCGGAAAGAAAUGAGCAUUUAGCAGAAUAGGCUCUUGGAAGUAACAUUCAAUAUAUAAUAUGAUAUACUACAAUUCUGAGCUAGUUCAUGAUUUGCUUUCUUUUCUUUUAACAAAUAGUCCUUUCUAGUGGAAGCAUUUAAUUUCAUUUCA